AUGCUACGAACUUUACAACAACAAAUUUAUCACAUAAUACCCCGAUGUAGAUGUCACCUAACAACCUCAACAAAACCAAGAAGUCCUAUACCAGAUCCAAUCCCAGCAACAACAGAUAGUAAAAUAUUAAAUAGAUUAAAACCAAUCCAACCAAAUGACUUGUAUGUUUCAUGUACUGUAUUUGAUUCUAAAGGUCGAAUAACUGCAGUUUCAAAGAAAUUUCCCAAAAUGCAAUUUUUGAAGGAAAAUCAUUUAUUUCCAAGAGAUUUAAGAAAGAUUGAUACUUCUUCUAUUGACGUUGUACCGAUGAUCAUGAUACGACCUUCAAAUGCUAUAUUGGUAAAUUUAUUGUAUAUUAAAGCAAUAAUAAAGAAAAAUUCAGUAAUGGUUUUCGAUACUUCGAAUAGUGAAGUUGCGUCAAAAUUAGGAGUAUUUAUGUAUGACUUGGAGUUGAAGUUGAAGUCAAAUACAACAACUUAUGAAUUUAAAGCAUUGGAGCUGAUGUUGGUGAGUGUUAUGAGUUAUCUUGAAGCUGAAAUAAAAAUUUAUUUACAAAGUUGUGGACAGAUACUAUCAGAGUUAGAGAAUGAAGUGGAUAGAAAAAAAUUACAAGAACUAUUAAUACGAUCAAAACAAUUAUCGUCAUUUCAUCAAAAGGCUGUUUUGAUUCGAGAUGUACUCGAAGAACUAUUAGAAAAUGAUGAAGAUCUAGCGGGGAUGUUUUUAAGUAAUCCAAAUGCAGAUACUUUUGAUGAAUUAGAAAUGAUUUUAGAAAGUUAUUAUAGACAAUGUGAUGAAUUUGUUCAACAAGCAGGUAGUUUAUUAAAUGAUAUAAAAGCAACUGAAGAAAUUGUCAAUAUUAUAUUAGAUGCAAACAGAAAUAGCUUAAUGCUUUUUGAAUUGAAAGUUACCGUUUAUACUUCAGGAUUUACGGUUGCUACUUUAUUACCAGCUUUUUACGGAAUGAAUUUAAAAAAUUAUAUAGAAGAUUCAAAUUUAGGAUUUGGUGCUAUUGUUGUAAUUUCAAUUAUACAAGGUCUUAUAAUAACUUGGUUUAAUUUUAAAAAAUUACAUAAAGUUCAAAAGUUAACAAUGAUGGGUACGAACGAUAAUCCCCUCAAAACAACUACAUCGUACAAGAAAUCAAUCAAGCAAAACAAUUCGUUGUUAUAUAGAGUAAUAUUUGGUAGUCAAUCCUAUAGACGUAAAAAAUUGGAUAGACCAACUAAAAAAGAUCAAGACGUAAUUUGGAGAAUGAUUAAUGAUGAAAAAACUAGAAAUUAA
Messenger RNA from Lodderomyces jiufengensis, 1284 nucleotides. It is a transcript of the gene MRS2, whose product is annotated as Mrs2p. Lineage: Eukaryota; Fungi; Ascomycota; Pichiomycetes; Serinales; Debaryomycetaceae. Gene Ontology annotation, cellular component: mitochondrial inner membrane. The transcript has a single exon. Gene Ontology annotation, biological process: mitochondrial magnesium ion transmembrane transport. Gene Ontology annotation, molecular function: magnesium ion transmembrane transporter activity. The coding region runs from base 1 to 1284 and encodes 427 amino acids. The record is from RefSeq and is a predicted model, not a curated record.